UUUAUUUGCGCUGGAUUAACAUUAAAUAUGUUCCCCUGUAUCCACCCUGUUUUAUCUCCUCCACCCUCAGGUCCUCCUCUCCCACCCACCCCAGUUUCUAAUUGGAUUUCAUUACCAUUUCCUUUCCGUUUUUCCCAGCCAGACUGUCUGCCUGGUAGGAACGGCUUUCACUGCUCUCUUGGACACACUCAAACAUCAGCAGCCGCAGCUGCUCGCUUAAGACUUGACACUACAUCAUCUGCCGUGACACUGCAAUGUCCUCACUCCGGCUGUUGCCUUUGUUGCACUCCCUCCUUCUCCUCCAACUCCAUCUUUCCAACCAGUUAGAAGACAACAAGAUCCCUCCCAGUCUGUGCACUGGUCACCCUGGUAUCCCGGGCACUCCUGGAGCUCAUGGCAGUUCUGGUCAGCCAGGGAGAGACGGGAGGGACGGGAGAGAUGCUACUCCAGGGGAGAGGGGACAUAAGGGCGACACGGGAGACCCAGGUGAGACAGGAAUGCGAGGCCUGACCGGGGACGCAGGUGACCACGGAGAAAAGGGGGAGAGGGGGCAGGGAGGAGAGUGCGCAGUGGCCCCCAAAUCCGCCUUCAGUGUGAAACUCACCGAGGGCCACACUUUACCCCUCACUGUGGGCAAUGUAGUCCGCUUCGACAAGGUCGUGAUCAACGAACAGGGCGACUACAACACGGAGACGGGACGAUUCACCUGCAAAGUGCCAGGAGUUUACUACUUUGCCGUCCACGCCACUGUGUACCGCGCCAGCCUGCAGUUUGACCUGAUGAAGAAUGCACACACAGUGGCAUCUUAUUUUCAGUACUACGGGAACUGGCCUAAACCGGCGUCUCUGUCAGGCGGCUCCCUGCUCCACCUCGCCCCUGGUGACCAGGUGUGGGUCCAGAUGGCUCUCUCGGAGUACAAUGGAUUUUACUCCAGCACCAAGACAGACAGCACCUUCACAGGCUUCCUGGUGUACUCAUACUGGAAAAACUCUGCCGUGUUCGCAUGACACGUGCUCAGGAACAAAACAAAGUCAUAUUCCACUUUGGGAAAUGACACAUCCUUAUUUUCUUCUUUUUGCCUAUUUCAGUUUGCUAAUUGAAGAAGUUCUGUAUAAAGACAAGUAAAUAGGCUGUGACUUGGUACAUCUGUAUUUGUGUAAUGAGUAUAACACACCAGAAAAUGUUACUGUAAUGGCACAUGCUGUACUUGUGAGGUACCUACACUGGUUAUUCAGCGUCUGUUCUUCAUUUGCAGCCUUUAAACUGCUGUGACACUUAAUUCCUGUAACAGAUGUUGUGACAACGGCCUCAAGCCAACUCCAGGCUACACAUUCAAACAGCUUUUAUGGUAUUAUUGCACUUUGCUUCCCGUCAAUAUCUGCACAGCAAACAUGGAGAAAAGAAAUCAUGGUAGUUUUUAAAACACACGUGACUGACAUAUAUUUGGUCAUAAAUACACAUUCACACUAGCUACUGACAAAUAACACAUGACUGACAAUAAGUGACAUUUUUAGCUUCAAUCGCCAAACAUGAUAUUUGUGUCUCAUACUGUGCCAUAUAUAUGCCAUUUCAGUUGUGGAAGUAGAUCCUUUAUUAAAGUAAAAGUACUAAAUAUAGUAAUAAAACAGUAAAACAAAAAUA
Messenger RNA from Cottoperca gobio, 1641 nucleotides. RefSeq names its product C1q and TNF related 5 (gene c1qtnf5). The coding region runs from base 255 to 1007 and encodes 250 amino acids. The transcript has 3 exons. The record is from RefSeq and is a predicted model, not a curated record. Lineage: Eukaryota; Metazoa; Chordata; Actinopteri; Perciformes; Bovichtidae. Gene Ontology annotation, molecular function: protein binding.